CUUUCAGUGAGCAUCGCAAACGAUCCGCGUGUAGUAUUCAACCAAUCGAUUCUAGAAGUAUAUAUUAUAAUGUUCUCCAAACUGUCGGCACGCGGCAUCGCCACCCGCAUGAGCUACUUGGCGCAGAAGACAGCUGCCCAGGAGACCUCCUCAUCCGGAUCCCUUUCCGAGGCCGUCUACGCCCGUGAAAACAAAUACGGUGCCCACAACUACCACCCACUGCCGGUGGCCCUCUCGAGGGGGAAGGGGGCGUUCGUCUGGGAUGUGGAGGGAAAACGCUACUUCGACUACUUGAGCGCCUACUCGGCAGUCAACCAAGGUCACUGCCAUCCGAAGAUCGUCAAAGCCCUGACCGAACAGGCCUCCAAAUUGGCCUUGACAUCCCGUGCCUUCUAUUCGGAUGUCCUUGGCGAGUACGAAGAGUACGUAACCAAGCUAUUUGGAUUCGACAAAGUUCUGCCCAUGAACACAGGUGUUGAGGGUGGAGAAACGGCCUGCAAACUGGCCCGCAAGUGGGGUUACCUGGAAAAGAAAAUACCGACCAACCAGGCCAAGAUCAUUUUCGCGCGCAACAACUUCUGGGGACGCACCCUGUCGGCAGUGUCCGCCUCCAAUGACCCCAGCAGCUACGAGGGAUUCGGGCCCUUUAUGCCGGGAUUCGAGUUGAUUGAAUACGACAAUGUGACAGCCCUGGAGGAGUCGCUCAAGGAUCCCAAUGUGAGUGCUUUCAUGGUGGAACCCAUUCAGGGAGAGGCUGGUGUAGUGGUGCCCAGUGAUGGGUAUCUGAAGAAGGUCCGCGAGCUUUGCUCCAAGUACAAUGUCCUGUGGAUUGCCGAUGAAGUGCAGACGGGACUGGCCAGAACCGGAAAGCUGCUGGCCGUAAACUACGAGCAGGUUCAGCCAGACAUCCUGAUCCUGGGUAAAGCCCUUUCCGGAGGCAUGUAUCCCGUGUCCGCAGUCCUCGCAAACGACCAGGUGAUGCUCUGCAUCAAGCCAGGAGAGCACGGAUCCACCUACGGAGGAAAUCCCCUGGGCUGCCGAGUGGCCAUGGCCGCCUUGGAGGUCCUGCAGGAGGAGAAGCUGGCGGAGAAUGCCUUCAAAAUGGGCGAACUUCUGCGGGGCGAGCUGUCUAAGCUGCCCAAGGAGGUGGUUUCGGUGGUGCGCGGAAAGGGUCUGCUCAACGCCAUCGUUAUUAACCAGAAAUACGAUGCUUGGCAGGUGUGCCUGAAGCUGAAGGAGAAUGGCCUCUUGGCCAAGCCCACCCACGGCGAUAUCAUUCGAUUUGCUCCUCCACUGGUCAUUAACGAGUCCCAAAUGCGCGAGAGCAUCGACAUUAUCAAGAACACCAUUCUGUCUAUGUAGAUUUCUGGAUCAGAGCUUCUAUGUAGCUUGAAUAGCUUUUAACAGAAUUUAUGUUAAGUUUUUGAAAGUCUGAAAUAAAUUACAAUUUUAAUGUUUUUUAAAAGGAA
Drosophila subpulchrella is the source of this 1469-nucleotide messenger RNA. It is a transcript of the gene Oat, whose product is annotated as ornithine aminotransferase, mitochondrial. Gene Ontology annotation, cellular component: cytoplasm. Lineage: Eukaryota; Metazoa; Arthropoda; Insecta; Diptera; Drosophilidae. Gene Ontology annotation, molecular function: identical protein binding; pyridoxal phosphate binding; L-ornithine transaminase activity. The transcript has 3 exons. The coding region runs from base 70 to 1362 and encodes 430 amino acids. The record is from RefSeq and is a predicted model, not a curated record.